This is a messenger RNA of Anolis carolinensis (green anole), 1233 nucleotides long. It is a transcript of the gene sh3bgrl3, whose product is annotated as SH3 domain binding glutamate rich protein like 3. The transcript is spliced from 3 exons. Gene Ontology annotation, cellular component: cytoplasm. Lineage: Eukaryota; Metazoa; Chordata; Lepidosauria; Squamata; Anolidae. The record is from RefSeq and is a predicted model, not a curated record. The coding region runs from base 114 to 395 and encodes 93 amino acids.
CUCCCUCCCCCGCAGCCUUGCUUUGCAUCCAGGAGGGAGCGGCUGGGAAGAGAAGGAAGGAAGAAGAGGAAGAGAAGGAAGGAAGAAAAGAAAGAAAGAGAGACGCGUGCGCCAUGGCCAGCCUGACCGUCUACAGCACCUCGGUCACUGGCUCCAGGGAGAUCAAGUCCCAGCAGAGCGAAGUGACCCGGAUCCUGGACGGGAAGAACAUCAAGUACAACCUGGUGGACAUCUCCCAGGACAACGCCUUGCGGGAAGAGAUGCGGGCCAAGUCGGGGGACCCCAAAGCCAUCCCGCCCCAGAUCUUCAAUGGGGACAGCUACUGCGGGGACUACGAACUCUUUGUGGAAGCCGUGGAACAGAACACCCUGAAGGAAUUCCUCAAGUUAGCCUGAGCAUGCCUCUUCCCAACCCUGUCCUUUUCCUCUCUCUUCCAAUCCUUUUUACCCCGACUUGUUCCAAAUGGAUCAUCUCAUUGCCUCCCACUCCCCAAACCAUCGGCCACCCUCUCCCAACCCUCUGUGACCAAACCCCUCCACAGUUGCCUCUGAAUUCUGUUGCCUGCUUUACUCUCUAUUCUUAAGACUCUUCACCUUCCUCUGAAGGCAGCCGGGCCUUGUGCCUCUGUGGACAGAGAAAUCUUCCAGUCAAGGACAUGGGAAAAAAACCAAAAUCCUUUCUCACGCUGAACCUGCCCUUGAGAAGAAAAGGGUGGGCUGCGGCUGCUUUUUUGUCUUAUCACCAAUGGCCCUCGAUGCGCAAAGGCUGGCUUAGGCAUCUCCCUUGUUGUUCUAACCCAGGAAACAAGAUUAUUUUUGUGAAAUAGCAAUGGCAAAAGCACCGCACAAGGCUGUGUAUCAAGGUUUCAUUUUUGCCCAGUGAGAUGGGGUGGGCUUGUGUACAUAUCUGUCUUAAAGCGACUUCCGUGCCGCUCGGGCUCUCUCAGGAAAGCCAUUUCCCAAAGGCUGGGAAGAGCAGAUUUUAUAUUCCACAAGUGCGUUCUCUCCCCGUCAUAGGGAAAAAACCCACCUGCCUUUGGACAGGUAAAGGAGUGAGACGCACACAAUCCGAAUCUGCUCUCGCACCAGCUCUUUCCUGCUUUCCUUGACGGAGUCGGCCUUUUGCAAACAUGGACCAAGUGCAUUUUGUUUGUGUUUUUGUUUUGGUCUUGCUCAAAGCAAUUUGUAAACAGCCAUCUCCUCUGAGAUGCUAUUAAAUGUUGCUAAAAAGCUC